Messenger RNA from Aspergillus steynii IBT 23096, 1306 nucleotides. Its product is annotated as fasciclin domain-containing protein. Lineage: Eukaryota; Fungi; Ascomycota; Eurotiomycetes; Eurotiales; Aspergillaceae. The transcript has 2 exons. The coding region runs from base 12 to 1223 and encodes 403 amino acids. The record is from RefSeq and is a predicted model, not a curated record.
UCGCCGUCAGCAUGAGUGUGAAUUGGAAACGAUGCAGCCGACUCGCUCGCCGGGUGACGAGGGCGACAGUGAUCGUGGCCACCGUCGCGUUGGGCAUCCAGUUCUUCGCCAGGAAUCUCCUUCAAGGCACAAUUCACCCAGUGCGUGUGCCAGAAACCACUGCCAUCGACAACAGUCCGAUGACAGUCUGGGAGUUGAUCCGGAACGACAACCGCACCUCGACCUUUGCGAACAUCCUGGGGCAGUUCACCGGUAUCGCGGGGGGGUUGAAUGCGCCCAAGGCUCAAUUUACCGUCUACGUCCCCACGAACGAAGCAUUUGAGCAGGAGAAGUUUGCUGAGGAUCUCCCCAUCUUCUACUGGAUGUACCUGGUCGGCUACCACAUGGGACCAGGCGCCUUCACCCGGGAGAUGCUGUCCCGCAUGAACACGGCGCCAUCGUUCGUCUUCGCGGACAUCUACCAGAAAUAUCGCCAGCGCAUCAGUCUUCACGGACUGUCGAACCGCCUCUCAUUUAACUAUCGGGCACACUAUGCGACCGCGGACUACUCGCUGGCCGGAGUGAACGGCCACGUCCACCUUGUCGACCGCGUGCUCAUGCUUCCUGAAUCGACCUCCGACCUCCUGCGCGACGACCGCGACUUUUCCACGCUGCGUGAAGGCCUCACCCUGACCGACGUCGCAGUCACUAUCAACGACACCUCCACCCACGUGGGCCAGACGCUGUUUGCUCCGUCCAACGCAGCUUUCGACAAGCUGGGGGCCAAGACCAAGAAGUUCUUGUUCAGUCCCGGUGGCCGGCAAUAUCUGAAAGCGCUGCUCGAGUACCACGUCGUGGCCAACCGCACGAUGUUUACGGACAUCUAUUUCCAAGAGAGUGGACGGGGAGAGAUUCCGCUCCAGAAGGGAUCUACCUUGGAUCUCCCGACGCUGGUGCCGGGAUACAAUCUCAGCAUCUCUAUCGACGCGGGCGAUUCCGCCCGUCCGUCCCCGCUGAUCAACAACGAAGUCAGAAUCACGCAGUCGGACCUCGUCGUCAUGGAUGGCGUGGUUCACAAGCUCGAUACGGUUCUACUGCCACCACGGUCGCCGCGAGAUGAUACGGAGGGACAACAGCAGUCUUGGUUUGGUUCGCUGGUGCAUUGGGUAACGAGUGAUUCAGACGUAAAGGUGGGAGAGCUGGUGAGACGACUCGAGGAGUUCAUGGACGGCGCUGAGACGUAGUGGCGUGGGUGAACUGCGGAAUGCGCAAUCUGUCUCUAUUAUCCAGGCUAUCCAAGCAGUAUGUACAUAUCGUAGAAAAAUCC